Molecule: messenger RNA, 2900 nt
Organism: Silurus meridionalis
Lineage: Eukaryota; Metazoa; Chordata; Actinopteri; Siluriformes; Siluridae
Gene: clgn
Product: calmegin
Exons: 15
Coding region: 151-2082 (643 amino acids)
Biological process (GO): protein folding
Cellular component (GO): endoplasmic reticulum membrane; endoplasmic reticulum
Molecular function (GO): calcium ion binding
Source: RefSeq, a predicted model, not a curated record
UUGCGCCGUGCGUUCUGUGCUCCAUUUCUGCUGUCCUACACUUCAUUCAGUUGAGUAGGAUUAAUUCAGGGACACUCGGCUGUGUAUCAGGGUCGGUUUGUGGACAGAGGAGACUUUCAGGGGGGAAAUAUAUAUUCGACAGUAUAUAAGAUGAAUCUACAGUGGAGUUGGACAUGUUUCCUGCUCCUGCUCCUGUCCAUGGUAACAUGGGCCCAAGAGAAGGAAGCGCUGGAGGAUGAUGAUUAUAAUGAGGCACAAGUGGAGGACGGAGACCUGGACUCUGAGGCAGACAGCAGUGAAGUAAAUGCUGACGCUAACGUCUCUUUCCAGGUCACUUAUAAGACCCCGGUACCUACUGGUGAGGUUUUCUUCUCUGAGACAUUCGAUGAUGGAUCUUUCAGCAGAUGGAUAAAGUCCAAAACAAUGAAAGAGGAUACAGAUGAUGAUAUCGCUAAGUACGACGGCAAGUGGGAGGUGGAGGCUCUGAAGGAGAACAAAGUGCCCGGUGACCUGGGUUUGGUGCUAAAGUCUCGCGCAAAGCAUCACGCCAUCGCAGCCCCUCUCAACAAACCAUUCGUCUUCAAGAACAAGCCACUCGUAGUGCAGUAUGAAGUAAAUUUCCAGGAUGGCAUUGACUGCGGUGGUGCCUACAUUAAGUUGCUGUCUGAUUCCCCCAAACUUCACUUGGAGCAGUUUCAUGACCGCACACCAUACACCAUCAUGUUUGGGCCAGAUAAGUGUGGUGAAGACUACAAACUGCACUUCAUCUUCAGGCAUAAAAACCCUCUUAAUGGAGAUUUUGAGGAGAAACAUGCCAAGAGGGCCGACACAGAUCUCAGAAAGGUGUACUCCGACAAGAAAACUCACCUCUAUACACUGGUUCUGAACCCAGACAAUACCUACGAGAUAUUUAUUGACCAAUCCAGUGUUGGCAAAGGAAGCUUACUGAGUGACGUGGUUCCACCUGUAAACCCGCCUAAAGAGAUUGAUGAUCCCAACGACUCCAAACCAAGUGACUGGGAUGAGAGAGCUAAGAUUCCUGAUCCAGAGGCAGUCAAGCCUGAUGAUUGGGAUGAGAAUGCCCCUUUAACAAUCCCUGAUCCCGAUGCAGUGAAACCUGAGGGCUGGCUGGAUAAUGAGCCUGAAUUUGUCCCAGAUUCCACAGCUGAGAAACCUGAAGAUUGGGAUGAGGAGAUGGACGGUGAGUGGGAAGCUCCUCAGAUUCCUAACCCUGCAUGUGAAACUGCUCCUGGCUGUGGCGAGUGGAAAUCCCCCACAAUCAAUAACCCUAAGUACAAGGGUAAAUGGAAAGCUCCGCUCAUAGACAACCCCAACUACCAGGGUGCGUGGAGUGCUCGGAGAAUCCCAAAUCCAGACUAUUUCGAAGAUCUAGAGCCGUUUAAGAUGACCCCAUUCCGGGCGGUGGGACUGGAGCUGUGGUCCAUGACGUCUGACAUCUACUUUGAUAACUUCAUCAUUACUGCAGACAAAGAGGUGGCAGACCGCUGGGCCGCGGAUAGCUGGGGGCUCAAAAAACUGGUGGCUAAUGCAAAUGAGCCAGGGGUGUUUACUCAGCUGACAUUGGCAGCCGAGGAGAAGCCGUGGCUGUGGAUCGUGUAUAUUCUGACUGUUGGACUACCCAUUGGUUUGGCUGUUCUUUUCUGCUGGCCAAAGAAGUCUGAGGAUGACUACGUCUAUAAGAAAAUCGAUCCACCCAAAAAGGAAGAGGUAGAAGAAGAAGAAGAGGAGGAGGAGGAGGAGGGAGAUGAGGAAGAGCAGAAAAUAGCGAAGCAUGAGGACACUGUUCAAGCAGAGAAAGCAGCUCAACCAACUGAAAAUGCAGACAGACCUGAGGAGGAUGGUGAAGAAAAUGAAGUUCCAGCGGAGGGGGAGGAUGAAGAGGAUGGUGAAGAAGAGGAUGAAGAGGAGGAGGAUGAGGAAGAAGAGGAGGAGGAGGAGGAAACUAGCAAAUCGAUUGGCAUGCCUUCAGAUGAUGAGAUGAAGGACGCUGAUGAGGGUAUUGACAACGCUGGAGAUGGACAGAAACAAGCUGUGAGAAAAAGGAGAGUACGGAAGGACUGAAAGGCCUGCUUCUUAUCCUUUCUCCCUGUUCCCGUUUCUCCAUUUCUCGUCCUCCUCUCUGCCUCUCUAAAUGCUGCAUGACCCUUUGUGAUGACCACAGUCUCCGCCCCUCCAUCGGAGCUCCUCCUUCUCUUUCUUCUGCUAUCUUAGUCUUCCUCUCCACCAGUAGUUUAUAUGGGUUACUCUUUCAGUUUAGCCGUACCAAUGAAAACUCUAUUUCCUCCAAAGAGGAUUAAACAAGUAGCAAUGAGACCAGAUUUUACAACUGACUGUGCAGACAUAAAGGGUAAGAGGAAAAAAACACAAAACGCUGCAUUUCAUUUUAAACCUGACAUUACGACAUGCCUGAGAUUUAAUUUCAAAGUGUUCUUUAACUUAUUUAAAAGGAGCGUCGAUUUUGUGUGUUUGUUAUUUUAGCUUUAUUGUUUCAAAGAAAGCGCACUGAACAUAUUUAUUAUUUAUGUCAUUUAGAAAAAAAAGAGAAGUUUGAUGUUGGAGAUUUAAAAAAUCUUGCUUUCUGCAGUUAUCACUCCUAGUUUAUAGUGAGGGUUUUGAGUUGACUUUUAGAAUCUCAGUGUUUUCACACAGCACCAGACAAAGCUUUGUAGCUUCCAGCAACAAUCAUUCAGUUGGAUACCUCACACAAAUCUGAUGAGGUACAGAAGAUACAGCAAGCAAAGCUAACAUGAGCAACCAAAAUUUCAGAAUUCUGGUGUUACUCACGUGGACCAAAAUAAUCCAAACGUAAUUAGAUGUAAUGUUUUUGCAGUAGUUUGACCAUAAAGGAAAUAUACAUGAUUGUCCCUUUUGACUAAUAA